Messenger RNA from Emiliania huxleyi CCMP1516, 1716 nucleotides. RefSeq lists its product as hypothetical. The record is from RefSeq and is a predicted model, not a curated record. NCBI's taxonomy places the organism in Eukaryota, Haptophyta, Isochrysidales, Noelaerhabdaceae. The transcript has a single exon. Bases 1 to 1716 code for a protein of 571 amino acids.
AUGCUGCUCACCAUCGCCGCGGAGCUGCUUCCGUACUCGUCAUUCCUCUCGACGUCGAGUUUCCUCCUCAACGCAGCCUUUCGCCCCGCACCACUCUCUACAAUCAUCUCAACCGUCGUCGAAGCUGCAAAGGCCGUGCCAGCAGCCGCGUGCAACCUCGCAUCCUUCGGCUUCACCAUCUCUCUCGGCCUCGCGAUGCUCUGCGUGCCGCUCGUUAUCUCGACGUGUGUAUGGACGGUCUGGACUCUGGCCGCCGUCGGACCCGCCCGCAAGACCCUCUCAACCAUCCUCAUGUGCGGACUGGGUCCGCUUGUCCUGCCUCUCCUCUCCUCUAUUGUCCUCGGCAUCGCCUGGGUAGCCUUCAGCGUGCUGGCCGCAGCAGCUGCCACGUUGCUCCCCUGUGUGGUACUCCUCAGCGCUCUCUACUGGGGACUCGUCAGCGCGGCGGAGUUUCGCACCAGGGAGAGGCGAAAGCCGCAGGACGGCGCGCAGGACAUCACGUUCACAGAGAUGCUUCUGGCCAUCUUUGCCGCCGCCACCUCCCUCGCCGUCACCGGCCCGGUCGUCCUCCUCCUCACGCUGAUCAAGAGCCCGUUGGUGCUCCUCGGAGCCACUGUCUUAGCUUCAUCGCAAGCGCUUGGCGCAAUCUGGAAGUCAAGGGCUGGUCCGUUUGGCUCACUUCUGCUGCUGGUCCUGUUCGCCCUCGGGUUUUCGGUCGGCGUGCCUUGCCUCGCCAUUGCCAUCGCCCUCUCCGCGCUCGUCAAGCUCGUCGGGUGCGCGCUGUGGCCUGGGUACGUCGCGUGUGGCUGGCUGCGGACCGUUGGCGCCAAGCGCCGGGUGGCACACCGCCGCCUCACUGUUCGAGCAGUGCGCGCGCGGCUGUCGGAUGCGAGCAAGGCCGCUUACCAGGUGGUCUGGCUCUCCGACAUUGUCACCAAUGCCAGUAUCUUGCUGCGACCUGACCUCGCUGCGCAGGCCGUACACGAGUUCGGCGACCUCGCCCGGGGCGCACGGCGCGAGCUAUCGCCAGAGGUGAGGUGCGUCUCGUGGUUUCCGCCAGCGGUGAUCGGAGUCUUUGGUGGCCGGGUCGGCGACGGCGGUGGGGAGUGGCGUGUGGAGGUGGGGAGGCUUGCGGCCAAGGCAGGCGUGGAGAGCGGAGCUUUCGAGAGGAUGUGGGGGGCAUUCUUUGCUGCCGUCGAAGCCUCCGGCCGCCGGUGCCUCGCAGAGGGCCUGUUGACUGAGGACGCCAUCCUCGAGGCGCAGCCUAGCCUAAUCGUCGGGCUGCCCUCCCUCGUGCUCUUCGAAGCCGUUGUGCGCUCGCCACCCAACGACGACGCGCUCACCUUGCGCGACGGCACCGAGCUCACGAAUAGCAGCCGACCGCGAGGCGCGUGGGCUGAUGCGCGCUGGGCCGAGCUGAUGCGGGCCAAGCACAAGUGGCAGCAGCACGAGGCGCGGAUCCUGUCCGGCCUGGGUAGCGACGCGCUGCAACGGUCGCGCCGUGCGUUGGAGGCGGUCCUCCUCGCUGGCGGCGAGGAUCCGACGGAGCUGUCGGAGAAGCUGGCGGCGCUGGUUGGCCCAGGGGAAGAGGAGCUGUCUGGUCCGGAGCGCGACGUGCGACAGGCACUCUACGCCGCCGCCCUCGCGUGCGCGGGACACGCCAUCUUCAAACGGCAUUGCAACGAUGCGCUGCAGGCGGUCCUCUCGGUCGACUGA